AAUUGGCCCUAAACCUGCUACAUUUGAAAACACUAGUAGUGACGUAUAGACAAAUUCAUAUCGAAGCCUGCCAGCCAUUUAGAUAGACGAAAAAACAAUAAUAAGACGUAUAUGAAUCAUUUAUUAUUUGAAAAGUUUUCGCUUCUUUAAUUAAUUUUCGAGAAAAGAGAAAAAAAACUCAUUUAUUACGCAAAUUGCGAUAUAAGAAAGUCUGCAUAACAAUUACGAACGCAUUGUUAUAUAUUUUUAUCCUUAACCUGUAAGAAAUAGAGAAAAUGUAUUGGAAAAACGGAGAAAAAACAGAAUAUUAGCACGGUGUCAAGGUGUGCUAUAUUCGGGAUGGUCUUGCAGAAAGUUGGCUGCAAUUUUGUUAAAAAUUUUCGACAUGUACAUGUUAGAACAAGUGAGUCCCGCGGCAGCAGAAGCUUCCAACGGUUAUAUACGGCAUUACCACGGCUCACGCCACAAGAGGUCACAAACAUUUUGCAAGCUAAUGAAUAUACCAAAGAAUUCUCUGGUUUGGGUUCUGUAAAAUAUUACGAUUCCAAUCAAUUAGCAUCUAAUAAUCCUAUAGAAGAUACACGAGCAGAGGCCCAAUGUUUAUUAACUAAAGGUGUAUUAUUGGGAGUUUUCGAUGGUCAUGGCGGUGGUGCCUGUGCACAAGUGAUAUCGAAAAGACUAUUUUGUUAUAUAUCAGCGUGUUUGUUACCAACAAAAUUACUGCAACAAUACUUGAAUUCUGUUAAUUCUGACAAAAAAUUAGAAUUGCUUCAAACCUUCAAUGAUAAAGUAGAAUUUGUAGCCGAGAUUAAAGAUCUUUACCAGGCAAGCUUUUUAAAUUUUGUAAAAGACUUGGUACAAUCAGAUAUCAGGAAAGAAUUUCAAAUGGAAAUGGCUUUGGAAAAUGCGUUUCUUAGACUAGAUAAUGACUUAUCGAACGAAGCUUUGUCGCAACUGAAUAGGAAAGAUGCAAGAACUCUUGCUGUUGCAAUGUCAGGUGCAGUAGCUGUUGUGGCUCAUAUAGACGGCCCUCAUCUCCAUGUUGCUGGCGUUGGCGAUUGUAACGCCGUAUUAGGGGUGCUCUCAGAGAAUGAUGGAUGGUCGGCUAAAAUAAUGACGGUAGAGCAUAAUGCCGAUAAUCGCGCGGAGGUAGAGAGAAUCUUGUCAGAACAUCCAUCAAACGAGAGAUCAACUGUGAUUAAAAUGGAAAGACUGCUCGGACAAUUGGCGCCACUUCGUUCGCUAGGUGAUUUUCGCUAUAAAUGGAAUAAGGAUAUUAUGAAAAAAAUUGUGCCGUUUUUCGGAAAGGCAGCGAUUCCUCCGAAUUAUCAUACACCACCGUACCUAACGGCCAAUCCAGAUGUCAAAUAUCAUAGGUUGACACCUAGAGACAAGUUUCUUAUAAUAGCUAGUGAUGGAUUGUGGGAACUGAUUUCACCAUUGCAAGCUGUACGCUUGGUAGGAGAACAUAUGAGCGGCAAAGUUACGCUUAGUCCAUUGAGAUUACCCCGUAAAAAUAUGAAAUUGUUGGAUAUAAACGAAAUGUUGCUGCAACGUAAGGAAGGCUUGAAAAAGAAACCUCUUGAUAACAACGCAGCGACGCAUUUACUGAGAAACGCUUUAGGUGGUACAGAAUAUGGAAUAGAUCAUGCCAAAUUGUCGCAAACAUUAACUCUGCCAAGUGAAGUAGUCCGAAUAUUUCGCGAUGAUAUUACCAUAACGGUCGUUUAUAUGGAUUCGGAAUUUCUAAGGCAUUGUCCUCCCUAAAACCGUCGCAAAUUCUCAUUACUUUUAUAUUAGUAUACAGUUUGUUAUUUAUUUUCAGUUAACAAUAAAAACAAUUUACAUGAAAA
This is a messenger RNA of Formica exsecta, 1853 nucleotides long. It is a transcript of the gene Pdp, whose product is annotated as pyruvate dehydrogenase [acetyl-transferring]-phosphatase 1, mitochondrial. The transcript is spliced from 4 exons. Gene Ontology annotation, molecular function: cation binding; protein serine/threonine phosphatase activity. The record is from RefSeq and is a predicted model, not a curated record. Gene Ontology annotation, biological process: protein dephosphorylation. Bases 340 to 1767 code for a protein of 475 amino acids. NCBI's taxonomy places the organism in Eukaryota, Metazoa, Arthropoda, Insecta, Hymenoptera, Formicidae.